Molecule: messenger RNA, 1479 nt
Organism: Cylindrotheca closterium
Lineage: Eukaryota; Bacillariophyta; Bacillariophyceae; Bacillariales; Bacillariaceae
Source: the annotation of a GenBank genome assembly
AUGAGAGGUUUGAUCGAACGCCACAAAUCUCGCAGGGUCGCUCGGCGUCCCCAAUUGCCCCCGCCGGAAGAAGAGGAGGAUCCUUGGGCAGAUGUCGACGCUUCGAAGUGGAGAUUGAAUGAGUAUCAAUUUGACAGUACCUACACUGGAGAUACUUUGGGAAAGGAAAAGGACAUUGAAGGAUCCAUCGAGUAUGGAAUGAAGAAGUUCAAAAAGAACCCAAAGAAAUAUGUUGCCAUGUUGUACCAAUCUAACUUGCUUAAGCGUCCUGUGGAGAAACAAAAGUAUACCUACAUCUACCGCAAAGGAACAACCGGCUUCAAACCAGUGGGAGUUCACGACAAGGGUUGGAUGACUCUUCUUGUCAACGACUAUGAACAGCUGAAGCCCCUGCCGGACAAUGAACUCCCUGAAGAGUUCAGAGAUCAGUGGACUGACAGCAUGACCUACCAAGGCAUAAAACUUCACACUCCAGAAAGACGUCCUUUGAUGCCUGGACGUGGGAUGGGAGUCUGUGAUAUGCCCAACAUUAAAGUUAUUAACGAUGUGGAUCCUUCCGAUAUUGCGCAAGGUCACGUUGGUGAUUGUUGGAUGCUUUCGGGAAUCAGUUCUCUGGCUGAAUUCGAUGGUGCCAUCAAGAGAUGCUUUCGAAAGACACCCAAUCUUGACCAAAUGCCAAUGGAUUCACCCAACAAGUAUAUCAUCAGUCUAUGGGAUUUGGAGACAUGGGAAGAAAAGGAUUAUGAGAUUGAUGAGCGUUUGCCUGCCAAUCCUGGUGAAGGUGGACUGUUGCUGGGCGCCAAACCAUCAGAUGAUGGCGAGCUAUGGGUCUGUUACUUGGAAAAGGCCCUUUCCAUUCACUGUGGAGGUUGGGAUAAGAUUGUUGGUGGACAGUGCACACACUGCUGGUCCAUGCUCACUGGGUGCAAAUACCAGUACACCAUCAAGAAGAAUCCAAAGACUAAACUCUUUGCCUGCUACGGAAAGUAUGUUCCAAAGGAACGAAGGUGGCUAGACCACAAGAAUUCACCUCACGAUGGUGACAAGCGACGAUGGAAAAUCGCAUGGCCAGAGGCUGGUGGUGGUGGUACCAAGGAACUGACCCAAGAAGAGCUUUUCAUGAGAAUGUGCGCUUGGGACGAUAACAACUACAUUGUGGCCGCAGGAUGUUCCGAUGGCAAGGGUGAUGCAGGGUUGGUUGAUAACCACGCAUACUCUGUGAUCGAGUGUUUGAAUGACGUCGCAGGAACGCCCAUCGAUAUGAUGAAGGUCCGCAACCCAUGGGGUGAAGGAGAAAUCGAAGAUGGUGAAUUUGACGACGAUGGUCCAGGUUGGGAAAAAUAUCCACAGAUUAAGGCAGAAUUGAACCCAGUAGUUGCUGAUGAUGGUAUAUUCUGGGUGAACAAGAAAGAAUUCUUUGAGUUCUUUGGUACCAUCUUUGUCAGCGCAUCCGAUAUGACAAGGUUCUUGGAGGAUUAA